Molecule: messenger RNA, 6188 nt
Organism: Pan troglodytes (chimpanzee)
Lineage: Eukaryota; Metazoa; Chordata; Mammalia; Primates; Hominidae
Gene: OTOF
Product: otoferlin
Exons: 47
Coding region: 89-6082 (1997 amino acids)
Biological process (GO): synaptic vesicle priming; plasma membrane organization
Cellular component (GO): presynaptic active zone membrane; synaptic vesicle membrane
Molecular function (GO): calcium ion binding; AP-2 adaptor complex binding
Source: RefSeq, a predicted model, not a curated record
AGAGAAGAGAGAGGCGUGUGAGCCGUGCUCCACCGGCUAGCUCCUUCCCACUGCUCCCGCCUGGCAGUGCCAGGCAGCCCACACCAGCAUGGCCUUGCUCAUCCACCUCAAGACAGUCUCGGAGCUGCGGGGCAGGGGCGACCGGAUCGCCAAAGUGACUUUCCGAGGGCAAUCCUUCUACUCUCGGGUCCUGGAGAACUGUGAGGAUGUGGCUGACUUUGAUGAGACGUUUCGGUGGCCGGUGGCCAGCAGCAUCGACAGAAAUGAGAUGCUGGAGAUUCAGGUUUUCAACUACAGCAAAGUCUUCAGCAACAAGCUCAUCGGGACCUUCCGCAUGGUGCUGCAGAAGGUGGUAGAGGAGAGCUAUGUGGAGGUGACUGACACGCUGAUUGAUGACAACAAUGCUAUCAUCAAGACCAGCCUGUGCGUGGAGGUCCGGUAUCAGGCCACUGACGGCACAGUGGGCUCCUGGGAUGAUGGGGACUUCCUGGAAGAUGAGUCUCUUCAAGAGGAAGAGAAGGACAGCCAAGAGACGGAUGGACUGCUCCCAGGCUCCCGGCCCAGCUCCCGGCCCCCAGGAGAGAAGAGCUUCCGGAGAGCCGGGAGGAGCGUGUUCUCCGCCAUGAAGCUCGGCAAAAACCGGUCUCACAAGGAGGAGCCCCAAAGACCAGAUGAACCGGCGGUGCUGGAGAUGGAAGACCUUGACCAUCUGGCCAUUCGGCUAGGGGAUGGACUGGAUCCCGACUCGGUGUCUCUAGCCUCAGUCACAGCUCUCACCACUAAUGUCUCCAACAAGCGAUCUAAGCCAGACAUUAAGAUGGAGCCAAGUGCUGGGCGGCCCAUGGAUUACCAGGUCAGCAUCACGGUGAUCGAGGCCCGGCAGCUGGUGGGCUUGAACAUGGACCCUGUGGUGUGCGUGGAGGUGGGUGACGACAAGAAGUACACGUCCAUGAAGGAGUCCACUAACUGCCCCUAUUACAACGAGUACUUCGUCUUCGACUUCCAUGUCUCUCCGGAUGUCAUGUUUGACAAGAUCAUCAAGAUUUCGGUGAUUCACUCCAAGAACCUGCUGCGCAGUGGCACCCUGGUGGGCUCCUUCAAAAUGGACGUGGGAACCGUGUACUCGCAGCCAGAGCACCAGUUCCAUCACAAGUGGGCCAUCCUGUCUGACCCCGAUGACAUCUCCUCGGGGCUGAAGGGCUACGUGAAGUGUGACGUUGCCGUGGUGGGCAAAGGGGACAACAUCAAGACGCCCCACAAGGCCAAUGAGACCGACGAAGAUGACAUUGAGGGGAACUUGCUGCUCCCCGAGGGGGUGCCCCCCGAACGCCAGUGGGCACGGUUCUACGUGAAAAUUUACCGAGCAGAGGGGCUGCCCCGUAUGAACACAAGCCUCAUGGCCAAUGUAAAGAAGGCUUUCAUCGGUGAAAACAAGGACCUCGUGGACCCCUACGUGCAAGUCUUCUUUGCUGGCCAGAAGGGCAAGACUUCAGUGCAGAAGAGCAGCUAUGAGCCCCUGUGGAAUGAGCAGGUCAUCUUUACAGACCUCUUCCCCCCACUCUGCAAACGCAUGAAGGUGCAGAUCCGAGACUCGGACAAGGUCAACGACGUGGCCAUCGGCACCCACUUCAUUGACCUGCGCAAGAUUUCUAAUGAUGGAGACAAAGGCUUCCUGCCCACACUGGGCCCAGCCUGGGUGAACAUGUACGGCUCCACACGUAACUACACGCUGCUGGACGAGCAUCAGGACCUGAAUGAGGGCCUGGGGGAGGGUGUGUCCUUCCGGGCCCGGCUCCUGCUGGGCCUGGCCGUGGAGAUCCUAGACACCUCCAACCCUGAGCUCACCAGCUCCACAGAGGUGCAGGUGGAGCAGGCCACGCCCAUCUCAGAGAGCUGUGCAGGUAAAAUGGAAGAAUUCUUUCUCUUUGGAGCCUUCCUGGAGGCCUCAAUGAUCGACCGGAGAAACGGAGACAAGCCCAUCACCUUUGAGGUCACCAUAGGCAACUAUGGGAACGAAGCUGAUGGCCUGUCCCGGCCCCAGCGGCCUCGGCCCCGGAAGGAGCCGGGGGGUGAGGAAGAAGUAGACCUGAUUCAGAACGCAAGUGAUGACGAGGCCGGUGAUGCCGGGGACCUGGCCUCAGUCUCCUCCACUCCACCAAUGCGGCCCCAGGUCACCGACAGGAACUACUUCCAUCUGCCCUACCUGGAGCGAAAGCCCUGCAUCUACAUCAAGAGCUGGUGGCCGGACCAGCGCCGCCGCCUCUACAAUGCCAACAUCAUGGACCACAUUGCUGACAAGCUGGAAGAAGGCCUGAACGACGUACAGGAGAUGAUCAAAACGGAGAAGUCCUACCCUGAGCGUCGCCUGCGGGGCGUCCUGGAGGAGCUGAGCUGUGGCUGCUGCCGCUUCCUCUCCCUCGCUGACAAGGACCAGGGCCACUCAUCCCGCACCAGACUUGACCGGGAGCGCCUCAAGUCCUGCAUGAGGGAGCUGGAAAACAUGGGGCAGCAGGCCAGGACGCUGCGGGCCCAGGUGAAGCGGCACACGGUGCGGGACAAGCUGAGGCUGUGCCAGAACUUCCUGCAGAAGCUGCGCUUCCUGGCGGACGAGCCCCAGCACAGCGUUCCCGACAUCUUCAUCUGGAUGAUGAGCAACAACAAGCGUGUCGCCUAUGCCCGUGUGCCCUCCAAGGACCUGCUCUUCUCCAUCGUGGAGGAGGAGACCGGCAAGGACUGCGCCAAGGUCAAGACGCUCUUCCUCAAGUUGCCAGGGAAGCGGGGCUUCGGCUCGGCAGGCUGGACAGUGCAGGCCAAGGUGGAGCUCUACCUGUGGCUGGGCCUCAGCAAACAGCGCAAGGAGUUCCUGUGCGGCCUGCCCUGUGGCUUCCAGGAGGUCAAGGCAGCCCAGGGCCUGGGCCUGCAUGCCUUCCCACCCGUCAGCCUGGUCUACACCAAGAAGCAGGCGUUCCAGCUCCGAGCGCACAUGUACCAGGCCCGCAGCCUCUUUGCCGCCGACAGCAGCGGACUCUCAGACCCCUUUGCCCGCGUCUUCUUCAUCAAUCAGAGUCAGUGCACAGAGGUGCUGAAUGAGACCCUGUGUCCCACCUGGGACCAGAUGCUGGUGUUCGACAACCUGGAGCUCUAUGGUGAAGCUCAUGAGCUGAGGGACGAUCCGCCCAUCAUUGUCAUUGAAAUCUAUGACCAGGAUUCCAUGGGCAAAGCUGACUUCAUGGGCCGGACCUUCGCCAAACCCCUGGUGAAGAUGGCAGACGAGGCGUACUGCCCACCCCGCUUCCCACCUCAGCUCGAGUACUACCAGAUCUACCGUGGCAACGCCACAGCUGGAGACCUGCUGGCGGCCUUCGAGCUGCUGCAGAUUGGACCAGCAGGGAAGGCUGACCUGCCCCCCAUCAAUGGCCCGGUGGACGUGGACCGAGGUCCCAUCAUGCCUGUGCCCAUGGGCAUCCGGCCCGUGCUCAGCAAGUACCGAGUGGAGGUGCUGUUCUGGGGCCUACGGGACCUAAAGCGGGUGAACCUGGCCCAGGUGGACCGGCCACGGGUGGACAUCGAGUGUGCAGGGAAGGGGGUGCAGUCGUCCCUGAUCCACAAUUAUAAGAAGAACCCCAACUUCAACACCCUCGUCAAGUGGUUUGAAGUGGACCUCCCAGAGAACGAGCUGCUGCACCCGCCCUUGAACAUCCGUGUGGUGGACUGCCGGGCCUUCGGUCGCUACACACUGGUGGGCUCCCAUGCCGUCAGCUCCCUGCGACGCUUCAUCUACCGGCCCCCAGACCGCUCGGCCCCCAGCUGGAACACCACGGUCUGGCUUCUCCGACGCUGCCGUGUGCUGUGCAAUGGGGGCUCCUCCUCUCACUCCACAGGGGAGGUUGUGGUGACUAUGGAGCCAGAGGUACCCAUCAAGAAACUGGAGACCAUGGUGAAGCUGGACGCGACUUCUGAAGCUGUUGUCAAGGUGGAUGUGGCUGAGGAGGAGAAGGAGAAGAAGAAGAAGAAGAAGGGCACUGCGGAGGAGCCAGAGGAGGAGGAGCCAGACGAGAGCAUGCUGGACUGGUGGUCCAAGUACUUUGCCUCCAUUGACACCAUGAAGGAGCAACUUCGACAACAAGAGCCCUCUGGAAUUGACUUGGAGGAGAAGGAGGAAGUGGACAAUACCGAGGGCCUGAAGGGGUCAAUGAAGGGCAAGGAGAAGGCAAGGGCUGCCAAAGAGGAGAAGAAGAAGAAAACUCAGAGCUCUGGCUCUGGCCAGGGGUCCGAGGCCCCCGAGAAGAAGAAACCCAAGAUUGAUGAGCUUAAGGUAUACCCCAAAGAGCUGGAGUCCGAGUUUGAUAACUUUGAGGACUGGCUGCACACUUUCAACUUGCUUCGGGGCAAGACCGGGGAUGAUGAGGAUGGCUCCACCGAGGAGGAGCGCAUUGUGGGACGCUUCAAGGGCUCCCUCUGCGUGUACAAAGUGCCACUCCCAGAGGACGUGUCCCGGGAAGCCGGCUACGACUCCACCUACGGCAUGUUCCAGGGCAUCCCGAGCAAUGAGCCCAUCAAUGUGCUGGUCCGAGUCUAUGUGGUCCGGGCCACGGACCUGCACCCUGCCGACAUCAACGGCAAAGCUGACCCCUACAUCGCCAUCCGGCUAGGCAAGACUGACAUCCGCGACAAGGAGAACUACAUCUCCAAGCAGCUCAACCCUGUCUUUGGGAAGUCCUUUGACAUCGAGGCCUCCUUCCCCAUGGAAUCCAUGCUGACGGUGGCUGUGUAUGACUGGGACCUGGUGGGCACUGAUGACCUCAUUGGGGAAACCAAGAUCGACCUGGAGAACCGCUUCUACAGCAAGCACCGCGCCACCUGCGGCAUCGCUCAGACCUACUCCACACAUGGCUACAAUAUCUGGCGGGACCCCAUGAAGCCCAGCCAGAUCCUGACCCGCCUCUGCAAAGACGGCAAAGUGGACGGCCCCCACUUUGGGCCCCCUGGGAGAGUGAAGGUGGCCAACCGCGUCUUCACUGGGCCCUCUGAGAUUGAGGACGAGAACGGUCAGAGGAAGCCCACAGACGAGCAUGUGGCGCUGUUGGCCCUGAGGCACUGGGAGGACACCCCCCGCGCAGGCUGCCGCCUGGUGCCAGAGCACGUGGAGACGAGGCCGCUGCUCAACCCCGAUAAGCCGGGCAUCGAGCAGGGCCGCCUGGAGCUGUGGGUGGACAUGUUCCCCAUGGACAUGCCAGCCCCUGGGACGCCUCUGGACAUCUCACCUCGGAAGCCCAAGAAGUACGAGCUGCGGGUCAUCAUCUGGAACACAGAUGAGGUGGUCUUGGAGGACGACGACUUCUUCACAGGGGAGAAGUCCAGUGACAUCUUCGUGAGGGGGUGGCUGAAGGGCCAGCAGGAGGACAAGCAGGACACAGACGUCCACUACCACUCCCUCACUGGGGAGGGCAACUUCAACUGGCGCUACCUGUUCCCCUUCGACUACCUGGCGGCGGAGGAGAAGAUCGUCAUCUCCAAGAAGGAGUCCAUGUUCUCCUGGGACGAGACCGAGUACAAGAUCCCCGCACGGCUCACCCUGCAGAUCUGGGAUGCGGACCACUUCUCCGCUGACGACUUCCUGGGGGCCAUCGAGCUGGACCUGAACCGGUUCCCGCGGGGCGCAAAGACAGCCAAGCAGUGCACCAUGGAGAUGGCCACCGGGGAGGUGGACGUGCCCCUCGUGUCCAUCUUCAAGCAAAAGCGCGUCAAAGGCUGGUGGCCCCUCCUGGCCCGCAAUGAGAACGAUGAGUUUGAGCUCACGGGCAAGGUGGAGGCUGAGCUGCAUUUACUGACAGCAGAGGAGGCAGAGAAGAACCCAGUGGGCCUGGCCCGCAAUGAACCUGACCCCCUAGAGAAACCCAACCGGCCCGACACGAGCUUCAUCUGGUUCCUGAACCCUCUCAAGUCGGCUCGCUACUUCUUGUGGCACACGUAUCGCUGGCUGCUCCUCAAACUGUUGCUGCUCCUGCUGCUGCUCCUCCUCCUCGCCCUGUUCCUCUACUCUGUGCCUGGCUACCUGGUCAAGAAAAUCCUCGGGGCCUGAGCCCAGUGGCCUCCUGGCCGGCCCGACACGGCCUUCGUCUGGUUCCUCAACCCUCUCAAGUCCAUCAAGUACCUCAUCUGCACCCGGUACAAGUGGCUCAUCAUCA